ACUAAAUAGAGACAAUUGAAAUCUGAAAGACUAAAUUGAGACUCACAAGUAUGCCCUCAAAAUCUUGGAGAAACCUUUACACACUAACUCCUCUCAUCGCCGCCGCUCGCGCUCUCUCCUCCCUCGCAAUGCCUCUGCCGGCACUCCCUCCAUCCACCUUCCGUCUGUGCUCGCUCAUUCCGCCUCCCCUGACCUUCCCUCGACCGUCACUCUCUCUGGCAAGGCCUCCCUCCUCGGCGCUCCCUCUCUCGCAAACCCUCCAUCCUCGCUCCCUCCGUCGGUGCUCCUUCCCUCUUCCUUUUCAUUUUGCAGAAUUGUUCUGUGAAAUGCAGGUAGAAGUUGAGGAGUUACGGAAAGAAAUUACUGAUAUACAAAAUCUGUUGGAAGAGCUAAAUAAUUCCCAUGGUGGUAAAUUUGGGGAAAUUGCCUCAAGGAGGAAAACUACCAAGUCUAGUAAAGAGAUCGUAGAUGAUCCAGUUGACAUCAAGAGAAGAGAAUAAGUAAAAGAAGCUAUGCUUCAUGCUUGGGGUUGGGGAUCUUAUGAGAAGUAUGCAUGGGCCCAAGAUGAACUUUAGGUAUUUUUUUCCCCAGAUUAUAAGUAUGGUAAUUAUGUAUGAACAAUCAACUUUAAAGCUUUUGGUCUAAAGUUAGUAGUUCAGCUUCUUUCUUUUGAAUAUGACACUACUUUGGUGUUUUUGCAAUGACUGAUUUUGUUUAC
Molecule: messenger RNA, 718 nt
Organism: Arachis ipaensis
Lineage: Eukaryota; Viridiplantae; Streptophyta; Magnoliopsida; Fabales; Fabaceae
Source: RefSeq, a predicted model, not a curated record